GAUUACGAUUGAGUGUGAGAGGUUUGCUUCGUUGAUCGUCGGUUUGGAGUUGCCUGUGAUGUUUGUGGCGUCUAUUCCUGCAUCCGGUGAGAAUGAACUGCCUGAACGCUCAAUGUUUCAACAGGAUGUCGUGCGGUGUGCUAUUGAUGGUAAGGGGAAAUUCGUGAGCUUCUUUGAAAGCUCCUCUAUCGAAAAAGGGGUCAACUUCAAGCUGCAGCUGCUGCGACCACCGGUGACAAAGAAGACCAGGACGUCCCUGCCAAGCUCUCGAUGUUUUGAUUAUAAUCCUCAGGGAUGUAGAUGUAGGGUCACUGCUUUAAUCCUCUCCAUAUCUAUACGAAAAUCAUCCCGGUUUCUAAAAAAAAAAGAGAGAGCCCACGAGCGAGCGACUUGUUUAUCUUCUUUCCUCACCCAGCGCCGCCUUCCCCUCCAAGCUUGUGCACCAACAAUGACGGCCUCGCCCCGGCCGCUGUGCGGGUCAUACUAGGGGGAAGAGCCCUUUGUUGCCUCUAGCUCGACCCGGUGUUGGCUCCGCCCCUGCUAGUCCUCCCCUGCCGGUCCCGGUCAUCCACCCGCGCACUCUACUCCUUUCCCCACCCCGCCGGGCUGCACUUCCCCUUCUCCGCCGUAGCGCGUCGCCUUGUCUUCCCUCGCCGAAGCCGCUGCCGCUGCCGCUACCGCUACCCGCGCGGUGGGCUAGCCAAGGAGGUGGGGAACCACCGGCUGCGGGGUCCCGAGCUGCUCACCGCCGCCCGCCGUUCGUCUCGGCUGUGAACCUGCGCCGACCACCGGGUGGAUAACGGCAGGGCAAUAUGCUGAUCCCGUGCGAUUGCUUCCUCCAUCUACCCGCGCUGCCGCUGACUCCGUUGUCGAAUCUUGCGGUUUCGGCGCCCUGGAGAGAUAAAGGUCUCACUUUCCAGUUUAAUGCAGUAUCUGCGCCAGCAAGAACCGCUGAAAUUGACCUCCAUUUGGCAGUUCCAUGCACGAUUGCCAAACAGACUGCACCAAGGAAGAAGAAAGGCAGCUGGGUCAAUUACGGUGGGUCUCUGCCGGCAAUGCUGGAGGCACUGGAGUGUGUCCAGGACAUCGGGGAGGCGCUCUGGCCGUGGAAGGACACACUAAGCAAUCGGGAGAGGACGAUCAUCCUCAAGGAGCAGAAGGAUUGGAGACGGGUGGUCAAGAUCUUUGACUGGUUUCGCAGGGAGAGGGGCAAUGAGGUUAAUGUGAUUCACUACAAUGUCGUGCUCUGCGUGGUUGGUCGGGCGAGGAGAUGGGACCUUGUUCUUAGGCUGUGGCAUGAGAUGCAUUCCUGUGGUGUGGUUCCAGAUAACUCAACGUAUGGUACUCUGAUUGAUGUGUGUUGCAAAGGGGGGAGAGAAAGGGCGGCAUUGCUUUGGCUUGGUGACAUGUGCAAGCGCGGUUUGAUGCCUGAUGAGGUCACUAUGAGCAUUGUGCUGCAGGCACAUAAGAAGGCUGGAGAGUAUGAAAAGGCUGAGCUUUUCUUUAGAAGAUGGUCCUUGGAUUCAGGUAGAAUGAUGGAGGGACGUACUCGCUACAGCUUGUAUACUUACAACACCUUGAUUGAUACUUAUGGAAAAGCCGGUCAACUUGAGAAAGUAUCUAAUACGUUCAACCAAAUGUUGAGAGGUGGUAUCACACCAAAUGUUGUUACCUUCAACACAAUGAUCCAUGUUUGGGGUAAGCACCAUAGAAUGGAGCAGGUAGCUUCUUUGGUGACGAUGAUGGAAGAGUUCCAGUGCGUUCCUGACACUAGAACUUAUAAUAUACUGAUCUCACUGUACAGAGAAAGUGAUGAUAUUGAUGUUGCAGAGUACUACUUUUGGAAGAUGAAAGCAGAAAACUUGGUACCAGAUGUUGUGAGCUACCGCACACUAUUGUAUGGAUACUCUAUCAGGGGUAUGAUCAGUAAAUCGGAAGCUCUUCUAAAAGAAAUGGACGAGAGGGGCUUUGUGAUAGAUGAAUACACACAAUCAGCUUUGACAAGGAUGUAUGUAAAUGCUGCGAUGCUUGAGCAAGCAUGGCAUUGGUUUGACAGGUUCCAUCACCAGAUGAACUCUGAGUGCUUUGCUGCAAAUAUUGAUGCAUUUGGGGGGAAAGGAUACAUAGUCUUUGCAGAGAAGGCUUUUAUGUGCUGCUUAAAGAGGAAGAUGCUCAGUGUUUCUGUGUGCAAUGUUAUGAUAAAAGCAUACGGGUUAGUAGCGAAGCUUGAUGACGCCUGCGAGAUAGCUGAUGGCAUGGAGAGGUAUGGCAUUUUGCCUGAUGACUUGACUUACAGUUCUCUCAUUCAACUUCUGUCAACUGCUAAACUGCCAAAGAAAGCUCUCUACUACUUGAAAAAGAUGCGAGCAGUAAAAUUGCUGUCUGACUGUGUUCCAUACACUGUGGUAAUUAGUAGCUUUGCUAAAAGUGGUGAUUUGCACAUGGUUGAAUGCCUAUUUAGAGAAAUGAUCACUUCAGAGAUCCGUGCUGAUGUUUUUAUCUACUCUAUCUUAAUUGACGCAUAUGCUGAAGUUGGAAAUGUCCAACAAGCUGCAGCAUAUUUUGGUUUAAUGAAAAAGGAUGGUUUAUGUGAGAGUGCUACGAUCUACAAUUCUUUGAUAAAGCUGUACACGAAGGUAGGGUAUCUUGCAGAGGCACGAAAAACAUACAAGCUUCUCAGAUCAUUGGAUACUAAUGCCAGCCUUUAUGCAUCAAAUUGCAUGAUUGAUCUCUACAGUGACCAUUGUAUGGUGAAGGAAGCACAUGACAUCUUUGAGAAUUUGAAGGCCAGGGGAACGGUUAAUGAGUUCUCAUAUGCAAUGAUGGUGUGUUUGUACAAGAAAGUUGGUCGCUUUGAUGAAGCUCACAGGAUUUGCAAGGAAAUGCAAACUUUAGGGCUUCUAACUCAAGCAUUAAGCUACAAUUCUGUGAUUCAAAUGUAUGUAUCUGGUGGAAGAAUGGAUGAGGCUCUUAAAGUAUUUAAGAAGAUGUUGGCAUCGAACAUGCCACCAAAUGAUGCAACAUUCAAGGCACUAAAGGUUAUUCUAGUGAAAAGCAGAGUUGCAAAGAAUGAGACUAGAAAGUUAGAAUUGCUUAGAAGAAAUAACGCUCAUGAUUGCUUGCGUCAAUGGUACAGGGCACUAUCUUCAGCUGUAAGAUCAAGUGCCAGUUCUUUUCAGCGUAGUAUUAUUGACCAUUCUGCUGUAAGGAUACAUCCUUAUGACAAGAAAGCAAGUAACUUGAGAACUGAUUUCAAAUGGUUGAAAUCAUAGAUGUAAAUACACCACUGCACUGAUCCAUCUAUUAAACUGUACACAGAGAGCAUGUAUAUUGUCUUUGAAAAGGAAAAGGUUUGGCUUUGCCCAGUGAAUUCUCAUAGGUCGAUCGCAUGUGCAUGGAUCCUGUCAGAUUUCUGCAGUUUUGGAGUACAUUGCCCAACAUUAAGUUCCAGCAAUGACAUAAACAUGAUGGAUGUGCAAUGAAAGUGGGCAACAAUGGCCUUGGGACAUGUAAUACUCGGAUAGCUCGGCAGUCACAUCAUGCCAGGCUUUCUUGCAGGGAAGUACCACACUUUCAGAUUAUACGGCUAUUUGGACUGUUUUGGCACUGACAAAAUGCAAUUUGUUUGCAUGACUGGCAAUCAAGAGUAGUCCUUAACAGCAUACAGUGUGGCCAAGAAGAACUGACCUGUGGCUGGCAAUUUUGCAUACAGGCAGCGGAAACUUCUGAUCACCUGCUGAUGAAUUAGCCAGACAGAUUUCCUUCUGGUCUAAAAUUCUGCCUGUGCCUUGCGAUUGGAUGAUAGUAAAAUCCUGCCCUUUAGGAAACCUCAUCAUAGUCAGUGCUGGUGGAUGGAUAGUAGGAACAGAAUUCCAAAGAAAAGAAAAUUUUUAUGCACUGGCUUUCUGAUUUUGGCAACAAUAGAGCGCGCGUAAUUUCAGAAUUUCUAUUACGCGUGAAUCCAUAUUAAUUUUAAAAAAUGCGCUAUAUUUAGGUCAUUAUAGAGAUUAUUUAUUAUAUUAUCUACGAGUGAAAUGAGCAAGCUUAUAGCUAGAAACAUAACUAUAUUGUUGGCUGUCUCGGUCAUGAUCCCAUCAGUGGUGCGUGGUUUUUAUGGUAGUGUUUGAUCGGAUGAUAAGGUGGGAUGUGACGAUUUUUUCAUGUAUUAAAGGAUGUGAUGAUUUAAAAUGUUUGUUUGGUGAGAGAGAUGGAACGAGCCUAUUUUGGAAUCUUGUGUCCACCAUAAUUCUCAUUUUCUGAGUAGGAUGACUAUGUCUGAGAAUUUUUUUGAAAUCCUCUCAUCUAAUAUCUAAAGGAAUAUUCUCUUAAGAGAGUCAUUAUAUCUCCUCAUCCUCCAACCAAAUAUUUAAAACAAUAGGAUAAGAUUAUCCCAACCAAACAUUAAUUAAAGCAUUGUUUAUUUAUACUUCUGGCUUUUGUGAUAGUAAAAUUGCUUUUACUUCUCAAAAAUUACAAUAAGAAGUUAGCAAAAAUAAACUAUUUAUUUAAACUUAUAAUUUUUAAAAAAAUAGGAAUCAGCAGAAAUCUAAACAAACAUGACGUAAAAGCUCACACCAUCUGUUGCUUCUGGCUUCUGCUGCCUACUCCAGUGCUCUGCUACGUCAACCUGAGCUCCUUUGCUUCUCCCUCCUCGCAAGCCAUCACACCUCUAUGCUCCAUCUCAAAUGGUGACAUUGUGACUUAUUGCUUUUACAAUGGAUAAGUUUUGGAGAUGUUCAAUCUACACCAGGAGGCUGGGGAGAACUAGUGUGGGAAAAAUCAAAAGCAUUGAACUUACAUUUCACCGUUUGGUGGGCCUACUGUUGAGCUAGCCUCAUUAAUUGGCAUUAGCGCAGAGUGAUAGUAUUGUGGCAUUGAAAUGACUGGAAACUUAAACAGCUCUAAUCCUUAGACUUCUCUGUGUCACAUAAUUUUGUGAUGCCUGCUUUGAUAAUUUGAUACUGUCACGCAAGUUAAAUGAGACAAUAGCUUAGGAUUAUAUUGAAUGGGAUUAUCUUUUAAUAGUCCUGGAGUUAAACAUUCACCAUUCGCAUUGCUGGUUUGCUAUUACGCUGAUUUUCAUUCGUCUCCAGACUUAAUUUACAAGUUUUUUAUGAUUGAAGGCAUGCCGUUCCCAACUUAUGCAUUCAAUGGACUUGACCCGUUUGGGGUUUGUAGUGAUGGUUUUGUUACCACUUUUGGUGUGGUUGAUUGGUUGUGUUUUCUUACAGAUUUAAGAUCGUGAUUUGCACCUUUUGCAGGUUCUUACAAUGAGAAUCAUGCAGUUUUCUAAUGCUGCACCCUGAAUUUCGAGCGCAUCUCUUGGAUUGCUGAAGGCAUAAAAAAUAUACUAUUUGCUGCUAAUAUUUGUUUAGCCUUCAGUAACUCUUUCAAGCUUCAUUCUCUGUGAAUUCAUAAUCUGGCAUUUGAUGUGUUUAUGAUUGUGGUUGUCUUGAUUGUUUUGGAUCUCUACACCCUUUAAAAAUUAGUGUUUGAACAAAUUGUAGUGGUCUUGAUUGUUUUGGAUCACUGCACCCUCUAAAAGGUAGUGUUUGAGGAAAUAACCAGGCUAAUUACGAUAUUAUUUAUCUUUUCUGUCUUAAUCUUCGAAUUGAAUUCUCCUUCAUUUUGCUUAUGACUAUCUGCAAACUGUUAUUUGGUUGUAAGAGUAAAAUCAAUUAUCAAUACAGCAAUAUUGCACCCAAGCAAAUCAUGUGACGAGUAUCCAUCCAUGAAGAACUGCAAUAAUGGCAGACCUCUAAAAAAAGCCCUGCAAUGAUGGUCAUCACAUAAUCACAUUAUAAGCCUUACUUUGUUGAUUUGUUCAAGUAUGGCAUUGGCUGCUUAAGUUCCUUUAUGAAAUGACCAAGGAGAAUUGAAUCAGUAAGCCAGACAGCCAGUGAAUGCUUUUUGGUCUUGCUUUUCUCCUGAUCCUUUUUACGAUUUCACAACGCAACAACGGUAGAUGAAUUUAUUUACAACAGUAUGCUACCUGGUGCAUGUGUAUGCAGUUAACUCCUUUGGCCUUUUUGAUUACUCGAGUUUUUUUAUUGCUCAAGAGAUCUUUUUAGGGCCUUGACUGCCUGCUGUCCUUCCACCGUGCAGUUCAACCUAAUUUGAUGGUUUUUUACUGUCAGCAGAAGAUGUCUGUCUGGAGUCCAGACCUAAGCUUCCUUGUGACUACUGAUGCUUACUUGUUUGUUCACAUCGAUCCUAUGGCUGCUCAUUUGCUCACUGCAUAUGCUGUAAUAGUUGCAGAUGCAUUCUCUGGUUAUGUUUCUUUGCUAAGAAUUUCGGCACUCUUUCAUCAAAUCACUUGGUUAGUACUUAGUAAGACAUUGGCUCUUACCUUUGCAGGGCAAGGCCAUGGAGAGUGGAACCAAGGUUGGUGAUGUUAGGGAAAGGGAAAGGCAACUCAAGUUCAUGGAAGAACUUGGCGCUGCAACGAUCCCAAUCCUAGUGCAUACUGCUCUCUUGGGCUUGCCAAACAUAACCUGAUGUCCGUCAGGGCAAGCCCCAGAGCAGCGACUCGCAAGAGGGCGUCUUCGUCUGCACGUGGAACUAUUCUCCACUAACACUGAUGAACUCAUCUGGAUGGUACUCCAUCCAGGUGGAGCUUUGGUGAUUACUAACUAUAUAGUGCGCGAUUAAUGCCCUUAAUUUCCUUCUCAUUUCUGCAAGCUUUGACAGCGCAUUUCUUUUGUUCUCGUCUGCGGUGAGGUAAUGCUCCUAGUUUUGUGCUGUGCUCAGGUAACUUUGAGUGGGUUGUGCUGUAUGUGUUUUUGGUGUGUAGUGCCCUCCCCCUGGUAGACCAAUUUCUGGGAUGUAAAUUGUGGACGUGGACCAAAUGCUUAUCACGUCCACCCUGUAAUCCUGUAUCAUUCUGUGCGAUUAAUUAUGCUACACAAGUCUCUUCUAUUCUCUUAUGGUGAAAAAGGGUUUCUUUCUGCUA
Molecule: messenger RNA, 6952 nt
Organism: Phragmites australis (common reed)
Lineage: Eukaryota; Viridiplantae; Streptophyta; Magnoliopsida; Poales; Poaceae
Product: pentatricopeptide repeat-containing protein At3g23020-like
Exons: 3
Coding region: 813-3272 (819 amino acids)
Molecular function (GO): protein binding
Source: RefSeq, a predicted model, not a curated record